AUGAUAGUUGCUUUAAAGUUUUUUAAAUCGGAUGCCAAUAGUCAGGAUACCGAUAAAGCGCUAUGGAAAGAAUUCGUUAGAGAGGUCAUUUCAACGCUUGUUUCUACUACUUCAAGGGAUAAAUUUGAUUAUGCAAUGGUGUUACAAUAUGCUGAUGGUGGAAAUCUUCAAGAUUUUUUAGCAAAUAAAUCUAUACCAUUAACGUGGUCUGAUAAUUACCGUAUUGCGCUUGAAAUAUCUGAAGGAUUAUUAUGCUUACAUGCCGAGGGCAUAAUUCAAAGAGAUUUGCAUUCUAAAAAUGUAUUGAUUCAUCAAGGCAAAAUGUUAAUCGCGGAUUUUGGAAUGUCGAAAGAAGAAAGGUACCUUUCGCAAAUCUUGCUGAUUUUAAAGUUAUAA
This is a messenger RNA of Funneliformis geosporum, 396 nucleotides long. The record is from the annotation of a GenBank genome assembly. Lineage: Eukaryota; Fungi; Glomeromycota; Glomeromycetes; Glomerales; Glomeraceae.